GCGCGCGCGCAAGGUUGUCCGUUACUGCCAGGCUGCGCGCGCGCGCCUAGCGAGGCAAGCGAGAGAGGAGUGAGCGCGCGGGGGGGACUGGCGGCCCUCAGAUACCGACGAGCACGAGGCGGUUACCCGCUUCCCUUUCCCGUAAGAAGAGGCGACGCUUCGGCUGCGCCGGCCUCGGAGGAGAAGAGCGUGUGAGAGAGAGACGGUGCGCUUGAGCUCGCCCCUGGGCGAAGCGACCGCGGCGUCGGCUUCGACAUCUUCUAGGCCGCUGUGGGCGGGGCUUAUUCGGACUCGGCCGGCCCUGCCGGGUCCCGCGCGCUUUCAGGAUGUCGGCACAGGCCCAAAUGCGCGCGAUGCUGGACCAGCUUAUGGGCACCUCCCGGGACGGGGAUACUACCCGCCAGCGAAUCAAAUUCAGUGAUGACAGAGUGUGCAAAAGUCAUCUUCUCAACUGCUGCCCUCAUGAUGUCCUCUCUGGAACAAGGAUGGACCUUGGAGAAUGUCUGAAGGUGCACGACUUGGCAUUAAGAGCCGAUUAUGAAAUUGCAUCCAAAGAACAAGACUUUUUCUUUGAGCUUGACGCAAUGGAUCAUCUACAGUCAUUCAUUGCUGAUUGUGAUCGAAGAACUGAAGUGGCAAAGAAAAGACUGGCUGAAACCCAAGAAGAAAUCAGUGCUGAAGUUGCAGCCAAAGCUGAAAGAGUCCAUGAAUUGAAUGAGGAAAUUGGAAAGCUGCUUGCAAAGGUGGAACAACUUGGAGCUGAUGGAAAUGUGGAAGAAUCUCAGAAAGUAAUGGAUGAAGUGGAGAAAGCAAGGGCAAAGAAAAGAGAAGCAGAGGAAGUGUACAGGAAUUCCAUGCCUGCUUCCAGCUUUCAGCAACAGAAGCUUCGAGUUUGUGAAGUAUGCUCAGCAUAUCUUGGUCUACAUGAUAACGACAGGCGGCUUGCUGAUCACUUCGGAGGAAAAUUGCACUUGGGCUUUAUUGAAAUAAGAGAGAAGCUUGAAGAACUCAGGAGAAUUGUGGCUGAUAAGCAAGAGAAACGAAACCAAGAACGUCUAAAGCGUAGGGAAGAAAGAGAGAAGGAAGAAAGGGAAAAGCUAAGGAGAUCUCGAUCUCAUAGCAAGAACCCUAAAAGGUCAAGAUCCCGAGAUCGCCGUAGACAUCGAUCUCGUUCUUCCUCACGUGAGCGAAAGAAAAGAACUCGCUCCAGAUCCCGUGAGAAACGUCACCGUCACAGGUCUCGUUCCACCAGUCGCAGCAGGAGCCGCAGCCACCAGAGAAGCAGGCAUAGCUCCCGGGACAGGAGCAGAGAACGCAGUUCUAAAAAAAGAUCCUCAAAAGAAAGAGCUUCCAGAGAUCAAGAGCGAUCAAGAGACCGUAACAGAACAUCACAUGACAAAGAAAGGAGCCCCAGAGAAAAGUCACCUAGAGACCGAGAUUGCAAAGACAGGAAGCGUUCCUAUGAAAGUGCUAAUGGCAGAUCAGAAGACAGGAGAAGCUCAGAAGAGCGUGAAGCAGGAGAAAUAUAAUUGGCUGUACAUUCACUUGAUCCUUUAGCUUCCUAUGGAGUUGCAUACUGUGGUUUAGUUUACAGUUAUUCAAAGGGACACCAGUGAGCAGUUCCACACACUGAUCCAACUAGGGUAGAUGUACAGUGUAUAAAAAUGGUUAUAAUGAAGUCUGAAUUGACCCCUUUCAGUUGAUGACAGCUAAAGCAGUGUCCUUUUUUUCUCUUUUCCAAUAAACUUGUAAAACAUUAUUUUCAAAGAUCUCUCUUCAAAAAGACAACAAUUUUAUGUACCAAGACGUAGAUCUCAAUGUUUUAUUCUCCUUUUUCAAUACAAGUUAUAGUGAACAAACUAUAUUGUGUUCUUUGCCUUGGAUGCAUUCAAACCUUUAUAAACUACUCUAAUUUUCCUCCAGUCGAAACAGCAGCACUGAGUGGUUUUUAGGGAGGGCGGGUGGGUCCCAAAGCUUUUAAUUAACUCUAUAAUACGGUGUUCUCAGUUGCUUCUUGAGAGCCUAGGUUUGGCAGUAUGUUUUAGACGGGAUGUGUGCUGGAGAAAAUUGAAAGUUUUUGGUUUUUUUACAGUGCCCAUUUAGACUUUGAAAUUGAACAGCUGUUGCAUUUCAUCCUUUUUAUUAAUUUCUAUUGAAACUUUGAAAUCAAAACCAGUCCCAUAUCUCUGUACCACUUGAUUGGUAUGUGUUCAGUAUACUUGGUUCUUUUUCCAUAAGAUUUUUUCUGCUUUUCUUGUGGGGUGUUAACUGCACAUCCUUAAUUGUAAAAAACAAAAAACCAAUAAUAAAAUAAAUAAAUAAAUAAAAUAACAAUUUUGUCCCUUGAAGUAGCUGUGUGUUUCCCCACUCCUUCCUAGCAACUAAACUGCUUGUUGAUAAUGUCCAUGCUUUCUAUCAGGUGAAUUGUAUCUGGAACCUGCAUGGUGAUAUAUUGUUUUUUACCUGGAUGGUAACACUGUGUUUGAGGUACACAGUUGUAAUAAUAUAUCCCUUUUAUGAAACAGACUAUCUGCAUUUUGAGGAACAGCAACAUCCUGUUGCUUUACAAUGGCAGCUUCCACUUGGGGAAGUUAAGAUGUUUAUAGAAUCUGCUGUUAGCAUGCCCACACAGACUUGCUCCAGUCUAGUCACAGCUCAAAAAAUUAUUUAUUGCUGAAGAUGUGAUUGGCUGAAUAUAUUUGGUACUCCACAUAUAAAUGUGUACAUGGCCUUCAUUUGUGUUUACAAAUAAACAGUUGGAGUUG
Messenger RNA from Podarcis muralis (Common wall lizard), 2765 nucleotides. It is a transcript of the gene LUC7L2, whose product is annotated as LUC7 like 2, pre-mRNA splicing factor. Gene Ontology annotation, molecular function: mRNA binding. The record is from RefSeq and is a predicted model, not a curated record. Gene Ontology annotation, biological process: mRNA splice site recognition. Gene Ontology annotation, cellular component: U1 snRNP. NCBI's taxonomy places the organism in Eukaryota, Metazoa, Chordata, Lepidosauria, Squamata, Lacertidae.